AUGAUCGAGCAGCAGAAGCGGAAGGCGCCGGGCCCCGCGCCCGGGCCCGGUCCUGCCGCCCCCCCGGGCCCCACCGGCCCCGCCGCCGCCCCCGCGCCCGGCCCCGACCUCCCGCUCGUCCCCGCGCCCGCCAAGCGGCCCCGCCAUGACCUUCCCGGGGCGCCGGGCACGGGCGGCGCGGGGGGACAGCCCGCGGCCGGAGCUCUGCUGCAGGCGGGCCCCCCGCGCUGUUCCUCGCUGCAAGCCCCCAUCAUGCUGCUGUCAGGACACGAGGGGGAGGUUUACUGCUGCAAGUUCCAUCCCAAUGGCAACACCCUGGCCUCGGCUGGCUUCGACAGGCUCAUCUUGCUCUGGAAUGUCUACGGGGACUGUGACAACUUUGCCACCCUGAAGGGACACAGCGGGGCUGUCAUGGAGCUGCACUACAACACGGAUGGCAGCAUGCUCUUCUCAGCAUCCACGGACAAAACCGUGGCUGUGUGGGACAGCGAGACGGGCGAGAGGGUCAAGAGGCUCAAGGGCCACACGUCCUUUGUCAACUCCUGCUACCCUGCCCGGAGGGGCCCCCAGCUCGUCUGCACGGGCAGCGACGAUGGCACUGUCAAGCUGUGGGAUAUCAGGAAAAAAGCUGCUGUCCAGACAUUCCAGAACACCUACCAGGUCCUGGCUGUCACCUUCAAUGACACCAGUGACCAGAUCAUCUCUGGAGGCAUCGACAAUGACAUCAAGGUGUGGGACCUGCGGCAGAACAAGCUCACCUACACCAUGCGGGGCCACGCCGACUCGGUGACGGGCCUGAGCCUCAGCUCUGAGGGCUCCUACCUGCUCUCCAACGCCAUGGACAACACAGUUCGGAUCUGGGACAUCAGGCCCUUUGCCCCCAAGGAGAGAUGUGUGAAGAUUUUCCAGGGAAAUGUCCAUAAUUUUGAAAAGAACCUUCUGAGGUGCUCCUGGUCCCCAGAUGGCAGUAAAAUUGCAGGGGGCUCUGCUGACAGGUUUGUGUACGUGUGGGACACCACCUCCAGGAGGAUCCUGUACAAGCUGCCUGGCCAUGCUGGCUCUGUCAAUGAGCUGGCCUUCCACCCCGAGGAACCCAUCAUUCUGUCUGCGUCCAGUGACAAGAGGCUGUACAUGGGGGAGAUCCAGUGACCCGGAGCUGCGGGGUCAGUGCCCGCGGGGCUGGGCUGGCACCGAGGGGCACGAGGGUCCAGCAGCUGGCGGUGACACCCGUGCAGGCGGUGACACCGUGCAGGGUGUGACACCCGUGCAGGCGGUGACACCCGUGCAGGCUGUGACAGCAGCUGGCUGUGACACCCGUGCAGGCGGUGACACCCGUGCAGGCGGUGACACCUGUGCAGGCUGUGACACCCAUGCAGGCUGUGACACCCGUGCAGGCUGUGACACCCGUGCAGGCGGUGACACCCGUGCAGGCGGUGACACCCGUGCAGGCUGUGACACCCGUGCAGGCGGUGACACCCGUGCAGGCUGUGACACCCGUGCUGGCAGUGACACCUGUGCAGGCUGUGACACCUGUGCUGGCAGUGACACCGUGCAGGCUGUGACACCCGUGCAGGGUGUGACACCCCUGCAGGCUGUGACACCCGUGCAGGCGGUGACAGCCGUGCAGGCGGUGACAGCCGUGCAGGCUGUGACACCCGUGCAGGCGGUGACACCGUGCAGGGUGUGACAGCAGCUGGCUGUGACACCCGUACAUGCUGUGACACCCGUGCAGGCUGUGGCACCCGUGCAGGCGGUGACACCCGCUGGCUGUGACACCCAUGCAGGCAGUGACACCCGUGCAGGCGGUGACACCCGUGCAGGCGGUGACACCCGUGCAUGCUGUGACACCCGUGCAGGCGGUGACACCCGUGCAGGCUGUGACACCCGUGCAGGCGGUGACACCCGUGCAGGCGGUGACACCCGUGCAUGCUGUGACACCGUGCAGGCGGUGACACCCGUGCAGGCUGUGACACCCAUGCUGGCUGUGACACCCGUGCAGGCUGUGACACCCGUGCAUGCUGUGACACCCGUGCAGGCGGUGACACCCGUGCAGGCUGUGACACCCGUGCAGGCUGUGACACCCGUGCAUGCUGUGACACCCGUGCAGGCUGUGACACCCGUGCAGGCUGUGACACCUGUGCAUGCUGUGACACCCGCUGGCUGUGACACCUGUGCAGGCGGUGACACCCGCUGGCGGUGACACCCAUGCAGGCUGUCCCCUCCCCACGUCUCACUGUGCAGCUUCUCCCCCUCCCCUUCCUCUGGGGAGAACUCGGAAUUGAAAGGAAUUUUGGUUUGGCUGUGCCACUGACGGUGAAACCCUUCUGCAGCUCCCUUGAAAUGGAGAGUUUUUGGUUCGGUUCCACAUGUGGCCUGUGUGUUCCCUGGGCUGUUCCCUUUGGGGUUUUUUGAUACAGUUAAAACUGCAAUAAAUGGAUUUUUUUACACAG
Molecule: messenger RNA, 2450 nt
Organism: Lonchura striata (white-rumped munia)
Lineage: Eukaryota; Metazoa; Chordata; Aves; Passeriformes; Estrildidae
Source: RefSeq, a predicted model, not a curated record